Messenger RNA from Anopheles moucheti, 4660 nucleotides. It is a transcript of the gene Snrk, whose product is annotated as serine/threonine-protein kinase par-1. Bases 177 to 3770 code for a protein of 1197 amino acids. Gene Ontology annotation, molecular function: protein serine/threonine kinase activity; tau-protein kinase activity; ATP binding. Lineage: Eukaryota; Metazoa; Arthropoda; Insecta; Diptera; Culicidae. The transcript has 10 exons. The record is from RefSeq and is a predicted model, not a curated record. Gene Ontology annotation, cellular component: cytoplasm. Gene Ontology annotation, biological process: microtubule cytoskeleton organization; intracellular signal transduction; protein phosphorylation.
GAAGACAAAAAGAAAGAGAGAUUGUUAAAUGACGCGCUGUAUUUCACCAUUGGCAAAUAUCGGAUGCCGCUACGGAGGAAACAUCACGCCACAAAGGUGGACGGAAUCUAUAUAACGCGUUUUCGCUAGUACUUCUGCUUCAACAACAACAUACGGGACGAUAACUCAGCCCUACGAUGCAGCGUACGUUUGGUGGCCUUUCGGCGGCCAACCGAGCGGGCGUUUACGAUGGCAAAAUAGCGGGCUUAUACGAUCUGGAGGAAACGCUCGGUUCGGGCCAUUUUGCUGUGGUGAAGCUUGCCCGUCACGUGUUUACCGGCGAGAAGGUAGCGGUGAAGGUAAUUGAAAAGACGAAACUGGACGACAUCUCGCGUGCCCAUCUGUUCCAGGAAGUGCGGUGCAUGAAACUGGUUCAACAUCCAAAUGUGGUGCGACUGUAUGAGGUUAUAGACACGCAGACGAAACUGUACCUCAUACUGGAGCUGGGGGAUGGCGGCGAUCUGUACGAUUACAUUAUGCGCCAUGAGAAGGGUUUGUCGGAGAACGUCGCCCGUGAAUACUUCCGACAGAUUGUGCGAGCCAUCUCCUACUGUCAUCAGUUGCAUGUGGUGCACAGAGAUCUGAAACCUGAGAAUGUGGUGUUCUUUGAAAAGCUGGGCGUUGUCAAGCUAACUGAUUUUGGUUUUAGUAAUAAGUUCUGUCCGGGCCAGAAACUGGAGACCUCCUGUGGAAGUUUAGCAUACUCGGCACCGGAAAUCUUACUCGGCGAUUCAUAUGACGCACCGGCAGUUGAUGUGUGGUCAUUGGGUGUGAUACUGUUCAUGCUGGUUUGUGGGCAUCCGCCGUUUCAAGAAGCGAACGAUUCGGAAACGCUGACCAUGAUCAUGGAUUGCAAAUACACCAUGCCUGCUCACGUGUCGGAUGGUUGCCGGAAUCUCAUCAGCAAGAUGCUUGUGCGGGAACCGGAGAAACGUGCCACGCUGCAACAGAUCGCCGUAGACGAAUGGCUGAUGGAGGGUAGCUGUGAAGAAACGCCGGAAAAUUUACCCUUGGUCAGCCGGGAGCAAGUGAGCGAGGAGGAUCAUACGCUGAUCAUUCAGAAGAUGAUCAACGGCAAAAUUGCAACCAAAGAGGAAAUUUUAGAGGCUUUAGAUCGUAACGAGUACAAUCACAUAACGGCGACAUACUUUUUGCUGGCGGAGCGGAAACUGCGUGCUCACCGGCAGGAAGAGGCCCAGAAACGGAAACCGGAGCUUACGUUGCCGGUUUCGAACACAGCACGGUUGCUUCAAAAUUAUAAGAAAAACGAAGCAAACGACGAUGAGGAUUCACAUGAUGGACUAUUAUCAACGCGACUGGGCAUGCAUUUAAGCGUUCCCAGGACACCGGGCACAGACGCAGGCCAGACUGGUCGAAGCCGAAAGUGUAGUAUCGUGCAGGAGGAGGAAGACGACGAGGAUGACGUUCAUUGUGCAGGCCAUGAGGAACUGUCAACACCUCUGAACAGGAGAGGUUCGCGAUCGGAAGGUCGAAUUAACGUAACGGUGCAGGAUCGAAUAGCGGAAUCAGAGCGUUUGAAGCUCGAAGCGAAAAAAUAUCAACAGUCGGAGCAGCACCAGCAUGGUCGAAUUGGCGUCGGAGACGAUCACGCGAAAUCACCCCAUACGAUCGGUGCCGAUCAAGUGGAUUGUGGCGUUGAUGGUGAUCAUCAGCGUGGAUCGGUGUUGCAAAAUCCACAAAUUUCGCCUCUACUCGGAGGCAUCGGCAAUGUUACGCUUGUGACGAGUGAGAACAGUAGCACGAAAGAUCGUCUAGGGAUUGCCGGCGGUGGACUGCAACGGAAACCUAUGCCGGAGUUGAAGCGACAUGUCGGUGGUAGUAUCGAUUCGAAGAAGUCGUCGAUACUGAAACCAACAUUGGUAAAAAUUACGGACGGCGUUGGCGUUAGGUCGGGAUCGUUUGAUCAAUGUAUGCGAGGUAUUGCUAGCGGUGGUGCAGGAGAACUCGUAACGACGAAGAUAAUCACUGACAGCUCGACGAUAACGAUACCGAUUCCGACGCUCAACAUCGUUACCUCUUCCACAAUACCAAAGUAUAAGACAAUGCCGUCGCCCACGAGGUCGAACGCGAUCCUCACCUCGACAACGAACUGCCUGAAUGAAAUAUUCGAAGAAGGCACAGAUGUUGGCAGUUCGGACAGUACUAGUACCACACCGCGACCCGUCAUACGCAGCCAGUUUGUGGCGGCUCGCCAACAGAGUCAACCGACCGGUAAUGGAAAUAGUGCCGGCGUGGGCGGUAGUGUUAGUGCCACGGGUUCGGUGCAUCGACGAAGUAAAUUUAACAAAUCACGCACGGCGUCCUGUAGCAGCUCUGACGCGUCAGACGAUGAUUCGGAAAAUCGUAAGAAGCGUGCACACAAAAUUGUGGACGCUACCAUUAAGCCGCUGUCACAGCGUAGGGAUUCGCAUGACGACUCGAGCGAUUCCCAAGAUCAAGGCAGCAAUGUGGCAGGAGGUGGUGCGGGAAAACCACAAAUAAAAGGUAUAUCGGGAGCCACCAAUGGCAGCACUAGUAACGGUGGAACGGCUGGUGGUGGUAGCGGAAGUAGAGGUGGUACCGGAGCGCAGACUUCAUCGACUGAGGACAAACACGGGACAAACAGCCGACAGAAAACGUCACAACAGGUUGACUUCCGACGGCAUCGUGGCCGAAGACGGCCAGUCGAAACACGAUUACGCGAAAGUCAGUCACUCAAUCGUAUUACGGAGGUGCAGGAAUCGGAGGUGGGAGGUGGUAGCCAUUCGCUGAUACAGCAGGUAGCCAGUAGUACAGUCGUGGACGCACCUUUGGUAACAAUGGUUACGUCAAAUGGUGCCGUCGCGAAACCAGCAGAUCCCUUGACGAAUGGAGAAUGUAAGGACCAACCAGAUGGCAUAUGUGAUAUUUCGUUAUCAGACCGAACAUGCGAAGCCGAACCGGAGACUGUUGUGAAUAGGGAGGCCAGUACACCGAGCAGUACGAAAAAGGCACAGUGUACCAAGGGAACAUCGUCGCGGCAGCAACAUCAUCAUCAUGGGUCGUCCAAACCGAAAGGACUUAGUGCGAGAAUAUUCCAUACGUUCAAGAAGCAACCGGCAGCGGCAACUCCUGUAAGUGCGGCCAAUGCGAUGGCGGAUCCGCCCUCUACCGGAUCCGGCGAUGACAUUGAGAUUGUGGUGGAGUUGGCUAAAGCGCUAAAUGCAUCGGCGGAAAGUGGUAAAAGUGGCAACACGAAGAAAAUAAAAAUUCUUGGUCGCUAUUUUCAGGUGCACAAGAAAAUUUACGUUCCAUUGUCCGGUCUGUUCCAGCGAGGCCGUCUAUACAAAGCGCAAUCGUGUGGUUCGAUCGUCCGUGACAAGGUGAACGUUAACCCGAAUGGUCCGGGGGGAGGAUCGCAUGCGAACACAACCGGUCGUCAUUCGACGAUAUUCAACGAAAAGAACCGUAUUAUAAAAAAUUGUCUCAGCAAUACGGGUGAACCCGGGGCCCGGCAUCUUGGAAGUGACGGUGACAUCAAUCACAACGGCGGUUCCCAUCAUCACCAUCACAGUAGCAGUGGUUUUCUGGCCGCCCUUUCGGCUAGCGCACCAUCAACGGACGUUAUUGUUCGUGGUGCUUCACCGGUCGAGCUAGUGUCGAAUGGGCGGUCCAGUAUUGUCGAGCAUGCGGCCACAGUUCUCAGUGCUACCACCGUCACAACACCGCCUGUCCCAAUCAAAACGGCGUAGUAGGUUGGAUGGUUGCCGUGGCAAGAAACGCUAAAUUCUAAAAAACCUGCACAGCUAUUAAGCCAAAGAGAUUGUUCCAGGAGGUUGUGCACAAUCGUGCGCGAAUUAUUGGUCCGGUAUGACAAUUAAUGCAACUUGUUAGCAUAAGUAACACAUGCAAUGUUAACAUUGCUUCGUACUGUUUAAUCGAACACUUACUUAAUUGUUCCUUCUCGAUUCGAAAUAUUUACAUACACAUUUAAACAGUCUCGUUGCUUGACCCGGAGGAGAACCCGAUUCUCACAAACAUGAAACAAUCGUUUGUUUUUGUUACUCUCAAGCUAAAAUGUGCAAUAACUGGACUAUAUCAAUAACAAGAUGAGCUAAAGCAAGUAACUUACAUCCUGACCAUGUUUAUGUGCACUUCUCAAACAGGUUCACUUGUAACAGGUUUUGUUAAACUACUGACACUACUCGAGACUAGCGUAUCGAAUAAGUGUGACAUGGAAGUAUUAGUUAUGUUUUAAGUUAUGUAUCGCCGCACAGUGUCUGUUAACAAUAUUGUUUACCAUUUUUUUGUAUCAUGAACACAUUUGUCCAAUCGACUACACUUUCCAGCUCGUAUACGUAUGGGUUGGAAUGCAUUAAUGUUUUAUACGAUAUGUGACACGUACGCACUCGCAAACCAAAGUUUGAUUGUGACACGGUGUUUAGCUAAAGCUUAUGAAACUGAUAUCCUACCGUAAACGGGAUUGGAUUGGUUGAACUGAGUAAAAUGGCACGAAAUUGAAUGUUAGACAAUUUAGAACACUCGAAACUAUAAUACAAUAACCGUAGAGAGCAUAGCAGAAGGGACACGGGAGACAGCAUGUAUUUUGGGAACGAGGGAAGAAUUGAUUCAGCAGCAGGUA